AUGAAACCCUAUAGUAUAAAGCGGACGUAUGAGUGCCUGUAUACGCACCAGAAAACACAGAAGAGUAAAAAAUGGCAAGAGGGGUACUGCGAAAUUAUAGCAAGCUAUGGGGUCAUCAAAAUGAACCUCCUGAACCAAAAUAGAAGUUGCAUUGAGACCUCACUGAGUUGUGAAGCAGCAUUCAACAACAUAGAAGAGGAGAUAGAACUCCCCAAGCAUUUGAUUCAGUUCGUGGACAUGACCAAUUAUGACGAGGAUAUCAUUACAAAUGAAACCAGCAAAAAAAGAAGACAUUUAUCUAGCACACGAAAUGAAGAAUCUGUACAUGCAAAUAAAAAUAAAAAAAUCACAGCACACUCGGGGAUAAAAAAUUCAAGAGAAUCCAUAGGGUGGGAGGCACCCACAGUGGACAAUCAAACCGAUUCUACCUCAUUGACUGUUCGCACCACAGAUAGGUAUAUGUGUACUAAUAGGGACUUUGAAAGGCCAAGGCGGAUAGGAAAACACGUGCAUGUGGACAAGGACGAAGACUUACAUGGUGAAGCGACACAACAUGUGGACGCAGACAAUUCUGUGGCUGACUCAUCAGAAGGAGAAUACCAAGACAGGGGGAAAAAAAAAAAAAAUUCAAUGCAUACAAUCGCAUCACGCAAUGUGUCCAACACGAGUGAGGACAAAGAACGAAUCAGUGUAACCUACACAAACAUACGUACCUUUAACACAAAUAAAAAAAAUGUCAAGUGGUAUGAUGGGUUCCUCGUGAAGAAAAACGAUCUCCUAGAGCUUUAUAAUGACUCAGGGGGAAGGCUAUACGUUCGCAGUACUGAUGAAAAUAUGCAACAACAGGAGUAUGUUCAGUUCGGGGGUUACAUCGUGUACAAUGAUUUCUCUGUCCACCUUGCGCAGCAUCAACAAGUAAAUGCUGGGACGAAUGUCGGAAGAACUAGUGACAUGUUAAAAGGUGCUAGCCUCGUGCAUGGGGCGAGGAUACCUGCACAGUUACAUCAGAUGCCAGGGAGGAAGGGCGACUCGGAGGGGGAUACUAACGCUGAUGAGGAGGAAGAGACAAAUGAGGAGGCGGAUCCUGGUUCAGAUAAUAAUUAUCGUGUCGACUCCACCGCGUCCAUAAAGCGACGGGCGAAUCAAAACCCCGACGCAGAGGCAGUAAGUCUGUUCAACAAACAUACAGAAGGGAACGAGUGGCCCUCUUGUCCUUCUGAAGCGAACCGCAGCCACAUGGAUACUUCACCAAUAACAAAGGAGCAACUUAGGACGGAUGACCACGGCGGGGACAGUGACUCUAUUGGGGAAGGGUGUUGUCAGGACCGUCAAGUGCACCACCAUCGGGGUCGUUGUGAAGCGGGUCGUUGUCAAGCGGGUGGUGAUGAACCGGGUGAUGAUCAACCGGGUGGGCGACGCCGAUGGAAACGGGUGGAGGUCCCCCUGUACAAAAACCCAAAGGGGCGUAGCGCCGCAUAUGUGUGCUCCUCUUGCAGACACAAAAUCAACACAUACGAGGAGAUCAUUAAUAUAGCUAAAGUGGUUAGUGAGAAUAAUUUUGCGUGGGUGAAUCCACGACGAAAUGUUAUAAGACUUACACUGGGUAUCAAAUUGCUCAGCAGGCGUGUUAGGAAGGGACUGCCCCCGCGACCGCCUCCGAGUGGUGGGAACAGCGGUCACCACAGAGAUUGUGAUAGAAGGCCCUUCUGGGGGGACAGAAAUGGUGAGACGCAACCCUUCUCGAGUGACAGAAACGGUCAGAUGAGGCCCACCUGGGGCGACAGAUACGGGGACAAGCAACAACCCUACGGUCAUGACAGAGUGCGUGACAAGCAAACGUACCGCCAUGACAGGGUGGGUGAAGACAGCGCCCAUGACAGAGAUGGUGACAAGCGACCGUACGGCAGCUCCACCGAGGCGAACUCGAAUGGGGAAGAACCUGGGGAGGCAGCCACGUCGGAGGUGGAGUGGGACGCAAAAAAUCAGCAGCACGUUGAGAUGAUCCGUGAUGUAAGCUUCGAGACGAAUUACCAGGAGGAGAUACACAAAGUAGAAUCAUCCGCCACCAUAGAAGGUCCCCACCUGAACCCGUAUGAAAUAAAAAGUCUGAAGAAUUUUGCCUGCACGAAUAGCGGGUUCAAUGCAUCCCAGGUUGAUCAAGUCUGCAGACAAAAUUUAUUCCUACCCAUGCAUAUAAGCAUUUUAAAAGAAAAAGACGAUAUGAAGAAAAAAGUAAAAAGUAUAAAAUUUCAGAGUAUCCCCAAUUUCUUUAUUAACAAGUUAGAAUAUAUUCAGUCCUUUAUGAACGCUACCCUUUUUCAUAUAUACUAUCAAGUCCAAUGUAAGUUACUCUGUCUCCACGAUUACUUGGUACCCUUGUUAGAUGAGAUGAGGGGGGACUAUGUUAGGGUUGGCAGAUCCCUACGACACAGCAGCAUGCUAGAGAUGGUGAACUACAUGAAAGGGCAUUUUGUUGAUUCAAGAAGUGAUGAAGAUUUGCCCACUGUAAGUCGUCACCUACAAACUAAUCACCCCAAUGAGGAAGGGAACAAAAAGAAGAAAAAGUACCACCUCGACGAUGAUUAUACCUUGGUGAUUCGAAACAUUGAAGUGUUAUGUAGCUCAGAGGAAGAAACGACUAAUAUGUUUGGUGAUAAUAAAAACCAGGACCGAGUUUCACAUUGUUUUGUGAGUGAGUCGGAUACCAAACCGAAGAGAUUUUUUAUUAGAAGAACUGAAAAAGAUGUCUUACUGGUAAAUAAAAAAAAAACAAAUAAACUUACAAAAGAAGAAGAUAUAAAUAAAUAUGUGCACAUGAAUCAUCUAAUCGUUAUGAGUAGAGGGAUGUCGUCCUCCCCAUCUCCUUCCCCCGCCUGGGUGAAAGAUCAACAUUUACUUCUUUUUGUCGCCAAAUGGAGUAAUUUUAAGCAGAACUACCUCGAGAUAUACCCCCUAAACGUUAAUACCUUUUCCUACAUGAAUGAAGCAUUCCAUGCCGUGCAAAGUGUAAAGUCAAAGGAGUUUUUAUACUUCCUCAAGAGUUACAAAGUGAAGUCUUUUUCUUCUUGUCUCUUUCUGGUCAAUUUAGGGGAUCACCUAGAUAAUUUAAAACACCUUUUUUUUUUCCACCAAAAUUUAGAAAAAGGAAUGGUUCCACUCAGUAAAUUAUUCAGCCCUCCUUAUGUGAACAAAAGUGACACACUACAGGUUGAUGGGUUGCUCCAGCAGAUCGGCAUCAGGACGUCUGCAUGGGGUUCUUCUUCCGACCUCAUCGACCUGCACAAUGUCGGGGUCGAUUACAUGGAUGACCUUCUUAGCAGACUCCGUAACGACCGACAACUGAACCAGAGGCAGAAGUGGGUCAUCGAGUGCAUCUUGGCCUGGUUCCGAUGCGGCACGGAGAAGAAGUGUGACCAGAGCGAGACCACCUCCUCGGCUGGAGAACCGAGCGAAGACGAGCUGCCGCCACCGACGUGCGACGACACACGCACGGCCACCCACCGCGGAGACAGCAUCCUCGUCAAUGGUAUAUUCGGGUCGGGAAAAAGCACCCUCAUCUGCAACGCCAUAUGGUACCUUGACCAAGUGCUAACCCAUGAAGAGAAAGCAGCAAAGGCGGCAAAAGCUAAAAGAGGCCAGACAAUUGAUCAGGGAAUAGAGGAAAGAAGCGGCCACAAUGGUGCAAGUGACGGAAGCGACGGAGAUGAGGAAAACCAUUUGGGCGAAACAAGCCCUCCCCUACUUACCCAAAUGGAUCACAGAAAACCCAGCCAAUACAAGAAAAAAAUACUCCUCAUGUGUAAUACAAAUCUGGCAGUAGAUAAUAUCCUACUGAAGCUGAAAUUCCAUUUUGAUUUUCAUGAUUAUGCUAGAAUUGGAAAUAUAUUUGAAAUUAAUUUUUUUUUAAUAACAAAUUUUAUUAGUAUAAAUUCGAAUGAAGAGAGGAAGGCGAUCGAGGUGAAGAAUUACGUACAGAGUCUUUCCCGCUCCGCUAAGUGUACACCCACCAUUAGUAGUGACCCUUCCCUCAGCGAGAGUGUUUCACCUACCCGGGCUGAACCCAAGCUGCAUAAAAUAAAAGACAUGGACAAGCUUAUUGAAGCGUUGAUGAAGAGGAAUAAUUUCGUCUUCCGAAACAAGUACAGGAACAAGAGGGUCAUAGCAGGUACAUGUAAAAGUCUUCAAAUAUAUGAAAAACUAACUACAAUAAAAAAAAGCAUUGAUUAUCUUAUAGUAGAUGAGUGCACCCAGAUAGAUGAGCUGACUCUGUUUCAGUUUUUACUCAAAUUUGAAAUUAGAAAGUUCCUCCUCAUUGGGGAUGUGAAGCAGUUGGGGGUUGUACUCAAAAGUCCAAGUGAUUUGAAAAGAAGCAUGUUUUCGCGUCUGGUCGAGAAUGAGCUCUUUAUAAAACACCACUUGGCAGGAAUAGGGGUUGUAACGAGGGACCAGGGUAGUAAUAAGAGAGGCUCUCGUAUUGCAGAAGACGCGGAGGGUACUGAGGAAGGGCCUAUCGAUCGCAUCGUUCACCGUGUGAGAAGCAUGAGAGCAGCAGAAUAUUCCGCCCUUAGAAGUUACCUAUAUGAUAAUAUGUUCGCUCUUCAUGGAGGGGACAACCAUACAUAUGAAGGGGAGGAUAUGAAUGAGGAGAAUCCUUCACCACGAACGACGCUCUGUACAGAAACGUCCAUGCAGAGAGUAGUAGCACCACGUGCAGGUAUCAAUCACCUCAUACUUAUGAAUGAGCAAUUCAGAUGCCACCCUGAGAUUAGCUCCAUAUGCAGCCACCUCUUCUACAAUGGUCUAAUAAAAAAUGCAUUGUGCACAGAGACCAUCCCACUCAUGUACAAGCGUUACGAAUCUCAUGUUAAUUUUAUUCUAUUGAAAAAUGCACCUCGAGAAAUGACCUUUCAGUCAACCUUUACCAAUGGAGAAGAGGCGAAAAUCAUUUUGGCGCUCUGUGAGAAAAUGGUUGGGUCUUCUUCCAUCGACCCUGAACAGAUAGGAAUAAUUUCCUUGUUCAAAAACCAAGCAUUUUAUAUUAAGAAUAAAAUGAAGCAAUCUCCUUAUUACGAGCGCCUGCGAAAUGUGAAAGUCAACACUGUGGACUCCUUCCAGGGGAUCGAGAAGGACAUUAUUCUCUUUUCCUGCGUCCUGGGCGAGGUGAACGGAGUAAGCAAACUUGAAAGAGUGCGCCACGAUCACACCACUGACUGGCGUGAUGACUCCUUCCAUGCGUUCUGUAACAACAGGAACCGCAUAAACGUUGCGCUCAGUAGGGCGAGGAGCCAGCUGAUAAUCGUCGCCCAGAGUAGCUUCGUGGAGAGCAAUCGGGUGUGGAGUUACAUCAAAUCUCGCGCAAAGGUCUACCACUACGAUUGA
This is a messenger RNA of Plasmodium fragile, 5379 nucleotides long. RefSeq lists its product as uncharacterized. Gene Ontology annotation, molecular function: helicase activity. Bases 1 to 5379 code for a protein of 1792 amino acids. The transcript has a single exon. The record is from RefSeq and is a predicted model, not a curated record. NCBI's taxonomy places the organism in Eukaryota, Apicomplexa, Aconoidasida, Haemosporida, Plasmodiidae.